Molecule: messenger RNA, 792 nt
Organism: Penicillium taxi
Lineage: Eukaryota; Fungi; Ascomycota; Eurotiomycetes; Eurotiales; Aspergillaceae
Product: nuclear transport factor 2 family protein
Exons: 3
Coding region: 1-792 (263 amino acids)
Source: RefSeq, a predicted model, not a curated record
AUGGCGGGAAUUACCCAGAUUUCUGAAGCCUCGGCUUUGAUUACUCAGGUGCAGCAGCUCUCGUACGAAUUGGCCAAGCUCAAAGGAGAGUCGGAUGUUCGGAAGCUCCACCAUAAAUAUGGUUACUAUCUGGACAAAUGUCUGUACAAAGAGGUGGCGGACCUCUUCGCCGAUCACCCAGACACAUACGUCCAGUUUCUCAAUGGCCGCUUCCAUGGAAAAGAGGGAGUCAACCGUCUUUACCUUGAGCGAUUUGCAAACAGAUUUGUCAACGGCCGUAACGGACCUAUGGAAGGGUGGCUUCUUGAUCAUCUAAUGGCGCAAGAUAUUAUCGACUUCGAUCCAGAAGCAGGGAGAGCUAAAGGUCGAGCGCGAACGUUGAUGAGCGCGGGCACCCACCAAUCCAUUCCAUCUGAUUUCCCAGGUGGGCUUCGCCAGUGGUGGGAAGGAGGACUGUACGAGAACGAGUACAUCCUGCAGGGUGACAAGUGGAAGAUCCUGCGGCUUCGGUACUACCCAUUUUGGCAUGGUACUUUUGAGUCUGGCUGGAAGAAUUGCACCAACUAUAUCCCCUUGUACAAGGAGACUUUUCCUGUUGAUGUAGUUGGUCCGGAUGAGAUACUUGAUGACGUGUCUCUUUGGCCUGAUACACGAGUCAUUCCUUUUCAUUAUAAGCAUCCUAUCACAGGCGAGGAUGUAGCUGAACCUGAUAUGCAGGCCCCUAAGCUGCGCGAUAUAGGAGAUCCAAGCACUGCCCCACCGGCAAGGACUAUCACAGACUGGGGCUUUUGA